This is a messenger RNA of Egretta garzetta (little egret), 657 nucleotides long. It is a transcript of the gene FOXI3, whose product is annotated as forkhead box I3. NCBI's taxonomy places the organism in Eukaryota, Metazoa, Chordata, Aves, Pelecaniformes, Ardeidae. The record is from RefSeq and is a predicted model, not a curated record. Gene Ontology annotation, biological process: cell differentiation; regulation of transcription by RNA polymerase II; anatomical structure morphogenesis. The transcript has a single exon. Gene Ontology annotation, molecular function: RNA polymerase II cis-regulatory region sequence-specific DNA binding; DNA-binding transcription factor activity, RNA polymerase II-specific. Bases 1 to 657 code for a protein of 218 amino acids.
AUGUCUGCAGUGGGGCCCACUGUCACAGACUUUGACAUUCUCUCUUGUUUCUCCUGUUUUCCACCAGGGAAGGGAAACUACUGGACCUUAGAUCCCAACUGUGAGAAGAUGUUUGACAAUGGGAACUUCCGUCGCAAACGCAAGCGGCGCUCUGAGCCCAACGCCCCCGCGGCCGCGUCUGCGGCCUCCUCUCUGGGAGGCCUAAAGGCUGAAGAAGAGCGACCCAUCCCAGCGGCGGGCAAACCGUGUGGCAGCAGCCCACCCCCCGAGCUGGACCCCUCGCCUUCUGCCAGGGACCAUCCAAAAAGCUCCUCUCCCUCCGGUAUCAUUUCAUCCACCCCUAGCUGCCUCAGCACCUUCUUCAGCGGCAUGAGCUCCCUGAGCGGAGGGGGCAGCCGGCUGACAGGGGGCCUCGGCAGUGACCUGCAUCACAGGAACUUCUCUGCAGGACAGCUGAGCAGUGGCACUUUCACCCCUUCCAGCAGCUCUUCUCAGGAGGUGCCUUCACCAGACCAGCUGCAGCGGGUUGCGGGACCUUCCCCCGCCUACUACAGCUCCUUCCAUCCCAGCAGCAGCAGCCAGGGAGCCCAGUACAACCACUACUACAACUUCACCGUUAACAGCCUCAUCUACACCCGGGAUGGAACGGAGGUGUAG